AUGGAAUUUUGGGAUAUGGAUGAUAGGAGAGAAUCAAGACAUCAUAGAACCCUUCAUGGCCGUGGCACCGACUUCGUGGGCGGCAUCGACAACGAGGCGUUGGACUUCUCGCAGCUGGAGGACUUCAUCAACAGCGAGGGCUCUCAAGGCAACGGCUCCUAUUUCGGGGACUCCCUCAACACGACGCCGGCCACGACGACAGGGAAACUGCUCAACGUCAUAGUCGAGAACAAAAGGAACAAUAAUGGCCAUUCCCUGCCCGAAAGCCCUCCGGACAGCAGCUCGGAACACCCUUACAGUCCGCAAGAGGGCUGCGAAGUAGCUCCGAUCUCUCAACAGGAGUCUCUGUACGCGAACCUGAACCAGUCCAUCUACAAGCAACCGGCCAUUCUGACUCCCAUUCUGACAGACAACCUCAUCUUGGGCUCGCACAUCGUGGUUUCUGGACAGGGAGAGCACGUGCUGGAAGGGGGUGGGAUUCUGCGAGACGAGGAUGCCGGCGUGUUGCAGCCGAGGAUCAUCAUCUCGGAGUCGGGGGUGGCAGAUAACAGCCGACCGAUCCUGUUGGCCCCAUCCGAACCAGGCCAAACGUUCGACGGGAGCAUCUUCAAGAGCGACGAGUACGACAAGAACAUGGUCCACCUGGGAUACAACCACGCCAUAGACGGUCUGCCUAGGAGUAACGUGGAGGGCGAUUUGUGCGAACAGAGUCUGGAUAAUAUACAGAGCGUUUAUACGAACUUGCAGUCGGCGCCCAAGAAGAGGAAGUUGUCGCAGGAUUCGCCUCUAGUUAAAAGUGAACCAGAACAUUGUACCACGAGUCAGUUGAGCCCUUCCGAACAAAUGAAUACGUCGAUAGACGACGAGUACGCAUCCUCGGAAGCCUGCCUAUCGGAAUCCCAGUACCAGUGCAUACGGUUCAAUGCCUUCCAGCAAAACAAUUGGCAUACCUUGUGCGACCAAAAUUUAACGGAACUUAUUCCACCGCAUUACAGGGUGGAUGCGGAUAAAGGUUUCAAUUUUUCACAUGCCGAUGAUGCUUUUGUUUGUCAGAAGAAGAAUCAUUUUCAGGUCACGUGUCAUGUCCAGCUACUAGGCGACGCCCAAUUCGUGAAAACACCAGACGGAUUCCAAAAGAUAUCGAGCUUUCACAUACACUUUUACGGGGUGAAACAUGAUUGUCCGACACAAACGAUAAGGGUGGAACAAAGCCAGAGCGACCGGAGCAAGAAACCGUUCCAUCCAGUGUUAAUUGAAUUGGUUAAUUCGCAAGUGACGAAACUCACAGUGGGCCGACUACACUUCAGCGAGACGACAUCGAAUAACAUGAGGAAAAAAGGGAAACCCAAUCCUGAACAAAGAUAUUUUCAGCUGGUGGUCGGUCUGCAUGCUCACACGACGAACGGAAAUUUUCCGAUCGUCAGUCAAGCCAGUCAAAAAAUCAUCGUCAGAGCUUCGAAUCCUGGCCAGUUCGAGAGCGACGUGGAAUUGUGUUGGCAAAAAGGACAAACGCAAGACUCUGUUGUGCACAGUGGUAGAGUGGGGAUAAACACAGAGAGACCGGACGAAUCUCUCGUGGUGCACGGAAACAUCAAAAUAACUGGCCACAUCAUCCAGCCGAGCGAUAUCAGAGCGAAGAAAAACAUUACGGAAUGCAACACGGCCGAACAACUGAAGAAUGUGCAACGGAUGAGAGUUGUUAGAUACGAAUAUGAACCGGCUCUAGCACAUCAACUGAACAGGUCUAACGAGUGCAGUGACACGGGAGUGAUAGCCCAAGAAGUGGCGAAAAUUUUACCGGAAGCUGUCAAACCUGCCGGGGAUCUCAUUCUGCCCAAUGGGACUUCGAUCGACAACUUCCUAGUAGUUAAUAAAGAAAGAAUAUUUAUGGAAAACAUUGGGGCAGUGAAGGAGCUCUGUAAAGUGACCGAUAACUUGGAAACGAGAAUCGAUCAACUGGAGAGGAUAAACAGGAGGUUGAACAAACUCAAACGGGGUGAUAGUCUCAAGUCCACAAGCACAGUUAAUAGUUCUAAGCUAUCGUAUUCGCACAAAUGCUCAAAGCAUCUUCGCCAUACCUGUUACAAAGAUGAAGAACUUUGUUCGAACAAAUUUAUACAAAUUAUCAUAGUGGUAUUAGUUAUAAUAAUGGCAUUCUGUUUGGCCGCUAUUACUACACUGUAUCUGAUGGAGGUAGCUCGCCAUUCACAGUACAUGCAGCCUAACAUAGAUAGACCUCAUAAUAAUUAUAUUCCUAAAAGGCCUUCCAAAACCACAAAAGUCCAUACCACUUGGACGCCUACCACCGCUCCGUACGAAACGACACAUUUUUAUAAUAAAGAAGAAAUCACAAAGGUAACUGUGGAUCCAGAGCUAGUCAACAGGAGGCCGUCAUUCAUAAUCGGACGACCUAUAGAUUGUCUAACUGUAGAGCAAGACCUGGAAAGUUCAAACUUAUGUCAGAUUUUCUGUUGCGCCAACCCCCCACCGCGACCGGCGCACGAGCCCACUGCGCACUUCUCCGAGAAGCGGCCGCCCUUCAACAGGACCAAGGCGGGCGGGCCUUUGCUCAACGUUGAGAAGAACAAGAUCGCUAAGCCUUUCCACUCCAACGACAUCGACAAGCAGGCCAGGCAGCGGCGGGACACCUACACGGACGAGGCUAAUCUGUUCGAUAUCGUCGAUGACCAACUUUUCACCAUAAUAAUACAUGGGAAGAACUUCAACACAACUUUAACACCAAAAUACCGUACCGAGAUCUCUAACGCACAGUACAAUUUCUCCUACUCAGUUCCUAUAUCGAAGUAUAUGCCAGACGAAUUCAUCAAUCUGAUAUUCAAGUCAUCGCAAUCGCACAUAAAAGAGAUUGAACACUGCUACAACGAUUACAAGCAGCACGAAUGUCCGUUCGUGAGUUCGUCGGCCUACUUCGACGACAAAAUGAAAAUCAGGCACAAGGUCAACGAGAACAGCCCCAGUCAGCUGAUCGGCUUCCAGAGCGUCGUCUUUGAGGUGGACAUGAUCGACUUCCAGUCCAAGGUGAUGACGUACAGGGCUUCCCUGAGGCAAAAUCAGAACACAUGCAAAUUAUCUUCAACCAAAUUAGGCAUAGAAUAUGUCGAAUACAAUUUUCACUUUUAUAGACACUGUGAUGAGUAA
Molecule: messenger RNA, 3159 nt
Organism: Phaedon cochleariae (mustard beetle)
Lineage: Eukaryota; Metazoa; Arthropoda; Insecta; Coleoptera; Chrysomelidae
Source: the annotation of a GenBank genome assembly